AUGGCGCGGCACCCCAAAAUUAAAGGCGGCAGCACGACGCAGCCAAAACGCCGCAAAAAGGCCAGCGCACUCGGCAGCAGCAGCAGCCCCACGCUCUCGGCCACGUCGUCCUCGGGCAGCUCCUUAGCAGCGUCCGGCCACCACCGCGAGUGCGAGCAGUGCGGCAACAACGCGCUGCUCGAGGGCGUCGCUCGUGGCGCGUCGAUCAAGAGCAAGAGCGCUGCGGCGUCCACGGGCUGCCAGAUCUGCGACUUUGUCGCCUACCGCCGCUCGCAACGGCCCUGUGUCCAGUGCGCGCGCACGAGUUGCGACCACUUUUGCGAGUGGUGCGGCAAGGGCUUCCACGUCAAGUGCGCGCGGCUGCGAGACGAAGACGUGGGCAAUCCGAACGGUUUCUGCUGCCACAAGUGCGAAGUCGAGCAGAGCGUGGACGGCCACGCAAUGGGUACACGACGACAAGGACAAGAACGAGGCGAUGGGUACAGACCUCAAGGACCCGAUAAUGGGUACAGACGACGACGACGACGACGACUGGGGUCACGAUGUGGCAGCUGUCGACUGCCGUUCGCCAUGACGGGGAGAGAGGGCGAGGACGGGAAGACGGCGGCUGCUGGGACGGGGUUUAAAGUGAACCAAGCCGUGCUCGUGGACAAUGACGAGGUGCUGUACAACGCCGUGAUCACAGAAGUGGACGCGCUGAGCGAGCGCAUUAAAAUCCACUUUACGCGAUGGAGCAAGUCGUUUGACGAUUGGUACGCGAUGGAGGACGAGCACAUUAACGAGAGUCUCGCGUGCGACUGCUGCAACAAUUGGUUCCACAUUGGCUGCUUGCCGCCUAUUAAGAGCUCGGGCCGGUGGAAAGACUCGACGUACGUCUGUCCACGAUGUAUCGACGAUGCACGGGCGUUCCAUAAUGACAGUCGAGCAGCGCUCAAGGCGAAAGCUGCGAAUCCAACUGGUGUCACGAGCAACGCGAUUGCGAAAGCGCUGAAGAAAGUGGAAACGCCGAAAGAGGGAGAAGUAGGUGGCGCGAAGUCGAAGACGGAGAGUCAAAAUGAAGAAAAAGCAGAAACGGGUCGGGCUCUGAAGGGGCCGACGAAGAAGAAGCGAAAGCUGACAGACGUGGCCAAUGCUUCGUCAGUGAAGGCGCGGUCAGCUGAGAGUGCGAGUGAACGAGCUGCGAAGAAUGCAAGGAGGGCCCUAUCUGACUCAGAUGCUGCAAUGCCAGCACAACCAAAAGAAUUUGCGCCGGCUGAAGCUAUACUGAAGAUUUCCUUAGCGCCCUCGGGAGCAGGAGCUGACUCGUCAAAUGAUCAUGCGGCAUUGAUGGACGUAAAUAUACAGGCGAAAGCAAAGACGUCGAAGAUGCCUGUCGCAAAAGCAAACGCUGCUGCGUCGAUGAAUGCUUUGGCUACGAUGCACAUGUCCCCAGAGCGCACGAUUAAGGCAGCGUCCGAGGCACACAGCUCGCCAUAUAAAGCUGCAGCCGCUAAGAUUGGUGCAAGCAACGAGCCAGCUGCGGACGACCCUAUUUCAGAUAAGCACGAGAAAAAGUUGACGACAUCUGAGACUUCUGCACCGGAGCAAUCGAAGUGGCACUCGUCAUGCAACACAGUAAUGUCGCUUUUGAACAGUCCAUCAUCAAGUGGGACACCUACAAAGGCAUUCAAGCCCACAGUGACCUCAAUGCCCAUGCUGAACACGUCAGACAAUCAAAAUGGGAUACUUACCGCGUCACCAGAGCCGGUGAUGACGAUGCCGGCCAACUUCCAGGUGUACGUGAAGAUGGAGCCAAACCAUGGGCAAUUUUCGUUGUAUCCGCGUCCGGUGCCAAACGGCAAGUCAGUCCAAGCAAGUCGAAAAGAGGCGGCAGCUGUAUCGACGAAAUCAACGAAGGCAGCAACCGUGCGACAAACGAAGCAGUGCCAGACAGGUGCUGGAGGGCGUAACCUCAGCGCUUUCGACAUUCUACGAGAAGUAGCGUCGCAGGAGAUCGACGAAAGUGCCGCUUUUGUAAAGCUAAAGUGUGAGAGACGUCUUAUGGGUCGAGGUAUCAGCACUAGUACUAGCAAGCGUGCGAAAAUGGACAUGUCUACGUGUCCAUCCAACGCUGCCGCAUCGCCUGGGCGUACAGUGUCACCUGGUGUAUUUGGUGCACGCACUGUUUCAGACACCAGCCAGUCACCGCAGACCCGCGACCGCAUACAAAUGAACUCGUUCGUGGACCUGCACUUCAGCAUUCGCAAGGAGAUGUACCUUCGUUUUUGUCGUCUGGAAGAGGAAGGGAUGCUGACGCGCGACACGGCGCAUUUGUUGCGCUCGCUUAUAUACCCGACGUCGGAGAGAUUCCAAGAUCUCAAGUUUGUGUACCUCGUGAACAAAGACGUAUCAUCGAUACAGCUCACGAAGCGACUUCUGGAAGCGGUACCGUACCCUCCAACAGGGUCGAAACCAAUCGCUAGGACAGUUCCUCACGCUUCUUCUAGUGCCUGUGGUGGAAGGGGUACCGGAGGACUUCCAAUGUCGAUGAAAAUGUUUCCUGCUGGUCUGAGCUGCAACCCGUCACCUACCGGCACGUCUCACAUGGGUCUACUGCCUCCACCUCCGGGUUCUACGUUCCUGAGACUGAAGCCCCCGCAAUCUGACGACAGUAGCGUUUCUCGACAUGUAUCUGGAAAUGUCGUCGUGUCCCAACCACACUCGCCGCGAUCAAGUGCAAGUCCUGUUUCCGGAUCCGUCAAUACGGCGAAGCGAUCGGAAAUGAUGAUGAUGGAGCAUCUUGCACCGACGUCGCGUCGCCUUGUUGCGGGACGAGAGGGUGCAACAAGCCAGCAGCAGCAACAACAACAGCAGCAGCAGCAACAACAGCAGCAAUUAUUGAACUUACGGUAA
This is a messenger RNA of Peronospora matthiolae, 2892 nucleotides long. NCBI's taxonomy places the organism in Eukaryota, Oomycota, Peronosporomycetes, Peronosporales, Peronosporaceae. The record is from the annotation of a GenBank genome assembly.